This is a messenger RNA of Vitis riparia (riverbank grape), 3240 nucleotides long. Its product is annotated as beta-galactosidase 5-like. The record is from RefSeq and is a predicted model, not a curated record. Gene Ontology annotation, cellular component: cell wall; vacuole. The coding region runs from base 158 to 2722 and encodes 854 amino acids. NCBI's taxonomy places the organism in Eukaryota, Viridiplantae, Streptophyta, Magnoliopsida, Vitales, Vitaceae. Gene Ontology annotation, molecular function: beta-galactosidase activity; carbohydrate binding. The transcript is spliced from 19 exons. Gene Ontology annotation, biological process: carbohydrate metabolic process.
GCCACUUCUGUUAUUAUAAGAAUCCAAGAGCAAUGCUUGCUUUUUCUUCAGAGCUGUAAAUCACAUACUCACAGCUCCUUCUCUCGCUUUCUUCAUACAUUUCGGUUCAGUGAUCUUGUUCCAAGUUAAAAACACCUAGAGAGAAAGUAGAGGAGAAAUGGAGACUAGCUCAGUCUCCAAGCUGUUCAUCUUCUUCUUCGUGCCAUUGAUGUUUCUGCAUUCUCAGCUGAUCCAAUGUAGCGUUACCUACGAUAAGAAGGCCAUUGUCAUCAAUGGGCAAAGGAGAAUCCUCAUCUCCGGCUCUAUACACUACCCCAGAAGCACCCCUGAUAUGUGGGAAGAUCUUAUACGGAAGGCUAAAGAUGGAGGCUUAGAUGUCAUCGACACCUAUAUUUUCUGGAAUGUUCAUGAGCCUUCUCCUGGGAAUUAUAAUUUUGAGGGGAGAUACGAUCUGGUGCGGUUCAUUAAGACUGUGCAGAAAGUAGGGCUCUAUGUUCAUCUCCGGAUUGGACCCUAUGUUUGUGCAGAAUGGAACUUCGGGGGAUUUCCUGUUUGGUUGAAGUUUGUUCCUGGUAUCAGCUUCAGAACAAAUAAUGAACCUUUCAAGAUGGCAAUGCAAGGGUUCACUCAGAAGAUUGUCCACAUGAUGAAGAGUGAAAACCUGUUUGCAUCACAGGGUGGGCCCAUCAUCCUUUCUCAGAUUGAGAAUGAGUACGGACCAGAGAGUAGGGAAUUAGGAGCUGCUGGUCAUGCAUACAUCAACUGGGCUGCAAAAAUGGCUGUUGGAUUGGACACAGGAGUCCCAUGGGUGAUGUGCAAAGAAGAUGAUGCCCCAGAUCCUGUGAUAAAUGCAUGUAAUGGCUUUUACUGUGAUGCUUUCUCUCCAAACAAACCUUACAAGCCCAGAAUAUGGACAGAGGCUUGGAGUGGCUGGUUUACAGAGUUUGGUGGCACAAUUCACCGGCGACCAGUUCAAGAUUUGGCAUUUGGGGUUGCUCGUUUCAUACAAAAUGGUGGCUCAUUUGUUAAUUACUAUAUGUACCAUGGAGGAACCAAUUUUGGACGCUCUGCUGGAGGCCCUUUCAUUACAACCAGUUAUGAUUAUGAUGCUCCAAUUGAUGAAUAUGGUUUGAUCAGACAACCAAAAUAUGGUCAUUUGAAGGAGCUCCAUAAAGCAAUUAAGUUAUGUGAACACGCUGUAGUUUCUGCGGACCCUACUGUUAUCUCAUUGGGAAGCUAUCAACAGGCCCAUGUAUUCUCUUCAGGGCGAGGCAACUGUGCAGCUUUUCUCUCCAACUACAAUCCCAAGUCAUCUGCAAGGGUGAUUUUCAAUAAUGUGCACUAUGAUUUGCCGGCUUGGUCCAUUAGCAUCCUUCCUGAUUGCAGAACCGUAGUCUUUAAUACUGCAAGAGUUGGAGUUCAAACUUCACAUAUUCGAAUGUUUCCAACCAACUCUAAGUUGCACUCUUGGGAAACUUAUGGUGAAGACAUUUCUUCUCUGGGGAGCAGUGGAACAAUGACUGCUGGCGGACUCUUGGAGCAGAUAAAUAUCACCAGAGAUUCCACUGACUAUCUGUGGUACAUGACCAGUGUCAACAUUGACUCAUCGGAAUCAUUUCUACGAAGAGGUCAAACUCCAACCCUCACUGUGCAAUCUAAAGGCCACGCUGUUCAUGUCUUUAUCAAUGGACAGUAUUCAGGAUCAGCAUACGGAACCAGGGAGAACAGGAAAUUCACAUAUACCGGAGCAGCCAAUCUACAUGCAGGAACAAAUAGAAUUGCCCUGCUUAGCAUAGCUGUUGGACUACCGAAUGUGGGAUUGCAUUUUGAGACAUGGAAGACAGGAAUCCUAGGUCCAGUUUUGCUUCAUGGUAUUGACCAAGGAAAGAGGGAUUUAUCAUGGCAGAAGUGGUCUUACCAGGUUGGCCUGAAAGGAGAGGCAAUGAAUCUGGUCUCCCCAAAUGGAGUCUCAGCAGUUGAGUGGGUUCGAGGGUCACUUGCUGCCCAAGGUCAGCAGCCUUUAAAAUGGCAUAAGGCUUAUUUCAAUGCACCUGAAGGAGAUGAGCCAUUGGCUUUGGACAUGCGGAGCAUGGGAAAGGGUCAAGUUUGGAUCAAUGGGCAGAGCAUUGGAAGAUAUUGGAUGGCUUACGCAAAAGGUGACUGCAAUGUUUGUAGCUACUCUGGAACAUACCGACCCCCAAAGUGUCAGCAUGGUUGCGGUCAUCCAACCCAAAGAUGGUAUCAUGUUCCAAGGUCUUGGUUGAAGCCAACACAAAAUUUGUUGAUAAUUUUUGAAGAACUUGGUGGUGAUGCAUCAAAGAUAGCUCUUAUGAAGAGAGCAAUGAAGAGUGUUUGUGCCGAUGCUAAUGAACACCACCCAACUCUAGAGAAUUGGCAUACUGAAAGCCCUAGCAAAUCAGAAGAACUUCAUCAGGCCAGUGUGCACCUGCAAUGUGCCCCAGGGCAGUCCAUAUCAACCAUUAUGUUUGCAAGUUUUGGAACUCCUUCUGGAACCUGUGGAAGUUUCCAGAAAGGAACCUGCCAUGCACCAAACUCUCAAGCCAUCUUAGAGAAGAAUUGCAUAGGGCAAGAGAAAUGCUCGGUCCCCAUAUCCAACAGUUACUUUGGGGCUGACCCAUGUCCUAAUGUACUAAAACGGUUAUCUGUCGAAGCUGCUUGUUCCCCUACGGUAACAACAACCACUCAACCUGAUUCAAGAUGAGAUGUCUGCAAAAGAAGGAUUCAAGCAACUUCCUGGUGUAAUUAUGGUUAUUUAUACACUACAGCAAGUCGUGGAGCAAGAAGCACAUGGAAUAAAGGGGGUGAAAUUACAGGCAAAGGUCCUUCAACUACAUUGGUGUGAUUCAUAUUCAUAUUUACAAGAUAGGUCAGUAAAUUAUUAGUUUUGACUAGAAAUGGAGCCCCGAGAAUAAUGUGUGUUGAAGAUAAUGCGUUUGAGUGAAAUAUUCUUUGGGCGCAAUGAAGGUGGGGUCUAAAUUAUUGCUUCUGGAGGUGUGAUUGAUGAAAGACACCAGAGCAAGGGCUCUCUAUUGAAUUCCAGAUGAAUAUUUACCUUGUUUUCAUUGUUACCAAUGUUUUCUGCAGUAGGUAUUUCUCUAGGAUAAAGAAAUGUUAAGACUUUGUCGGCUAUGUUCUUCAUUGUUGGCUAUAUAGAAUUGCAAAAUUUGGUGGUAUGUAAUCCAAUCUAUGUUCGUACGAACCCAUUCAAUUUUGCAGUCA